CCCCCCAAACUUUUUAGUUCUUCGUUUAUCGAGAUCUGUACCCUGGACUCUGACCCUUCUUUCACAUUCUUCGGCAUAUAUUUUCCGGAUACGGGCAACGAUGAUUCGCUCCGUCGUUGGCGUUCUUCUCUUAUGCCUACUUUCAGUUUCAAUUCUAAGCGUUGAUGCUCGGAAUAGCGUCGGCGAUGUGCUCAGGCUACCGUCGGAGAUGACGAAAUUCCCUGGUCGCAGUGGCAACUGCGACGAUGAUGAUUCCGUGGGUACCAGAUGGGCCGUUCUCAUCGCUGGUUCUAACGGUUACUGGAACUACCGCCAUCAGUCUGAUGUGUGCCAUGCCUAUCAAAUCUUGAGAAAAGGUGGAAUGAAAGAUGAAAACAUCAUUGUUUUCAUGUACGAUGAUAUUGCUUUCAAUGAGGAGAACCCUAGACCUGGCGUCAUCAUCAAUAACCCACUUGGUGAUGAUGUUUAUGAAGGAGUUCCAAAGGAUUAUACUGGAGAUAAUGUUACCGUUGACAACUUCUUUGCUGUUCUCCUUGGAAACAAAACUGCUCUUACUGGGGGUAGUGGGAAGGUUGUGGAUAGUGGUCCAGAUGACCAUAUUUUCGUUUACUAUACUGACCAUGGUGGUCCUGGGGUGCUUGGGAUGCCAUCUGGUCCUUACCUCUAUGCAAAUGAUCUGAUAGAUGUGUUAAAGAAAAAGCAUGCUUCAGUGACAUAUAAAAGCUUGGUGUUCUAUCUUGAAGCUUGUGAAUCUGGGAGUAUUUUUGAGGGCCUUCUUCCAGAAGGCCUAAAUAUCUAUGCAACAACGGCAUCGAAUGCAGUGGAGAGCAGUUGGGGAACCUACUGUCCCGGCGAGGUUCCUCCUCCUCCUCCAGAAUUUGAGACCUGUUUGGGUGACUUAUACAGUGUUGCUUGGAUGGAAGAUAGUGAUGCACACAAUUUGAGGACUGAAACUCUGAAGCAGCAGUAUCAACUGGUAAAAACAAGGACAGCGAAUGAAAACUUUGCUUAUGGCUCCCAUGUUCAGCAGUAUGGGGAUUUAGGUAUUAAUGAGGAGCACCUCUUUCUGUAUAUGGGUACAAAUCCGGAAAAUGAUAAUUCUACCUUCAUACAAGAAAACUCUUUGCCAUCUUUUUCAACGGCAGUUAACCAAAGGGAUGCAGAUCUUCUUCAUUUCUGGCGCAAGUUCAGCAAAGCUCCGGAAGGCUCUCUUAGGAAACUUGCAGCUCAGAAGCAGUUUGUCGAUGUAAUGUCUCAUAGGGCACACGUAGACCACAGUAUUAAACUGAUUGGAAAGCUUUUGUUCGGAAUGCAGAAAGGUCCAGAGGUUCUGAAGGCUGUUCGUCCUGCAGGACAGCCCCUUGUAGAUGAUUGGGGUUGCCUCAAGACAAUGGUGAGGACUUACGAAACACACUGUGGAUCGAUAUCUCAGUAUGGGAUGAAACACAUGCGUUCUAUUGCUAACAUCUGCAAUGCGGGUAUAAACGAGCAGCAGAUGGCUGAGGCCUCGGCCCAAGCUUGUGCCAGGAUGCCCACAAAUUCUUGGAGUUCCCUUCACAAAGGGUUCAGUGCAUGAUCAGCACACAAGGCCCAACAUCUUUGGCCGGUUCGUGCCCUCUUAUAUGUAAAUAUUUCUUUGCAAUUGCUUAUGGGCUUUAGAUUGCAUCCAUCUUAAAUACGGCCUAGAAAUACGUAUCAGGAUUGUAUGUAAUGAAACCGUGUAAAAUAUAAGUGAUGAUAAUGCAUGGUGCUGCUUGUGCAUUCCAAGUGGAAUAUUGUUUCUUUCUCA
Molecule: messenger RNA, 1789 nt
Organism: Macadamia integrifolia
Lineage: Eukaryota; Viridiplantae; Streptophyta; Magnoliopsida; Proteales; Proteaceae
Product: vacuolar-processing enzyme-like
Exons: 9
Coding region: 101-1576 (491 amino acids)
Biological process (GO): vacuolar protein processing
Molecular function (GO): cysteine-type endopeptidase activity
Source: RefSeq, a predicted model, not a curated record